This is a messenger RNA of Nothobranchius furzeri (turquoise killifish), 2403 nucleotides long. RefSeq lists its product as uncharacterized. Gene Ontology annotation, molecular function: zinc ion binding; nuclear export signal receptor activity. Gene Ontology annotation, cellular component: nuclear envelope. Lineage: Eukaryota; Metazoa; Chordata; Actinopteri; Cyprinodontiformes; Nothobranchiidae. The record is from RefSeq and is a predicted model, not a curated record.
AGGUGGCGAUAAUCAAUAUUAGUUACCGGAGUUCUGAGCAUUUGACAAUAAAACAAAAACAAACUUGGCUAAUAAUUUACACAUUUACGAUUAUCCGAAGCUUCUCAGCUUAUGUGUUAAAGUCCAAGUUUAACAUUUUAUAGGCUCUGAAACGGAUAUUCUUUUCACUUGGGAAACAGCGUUCACUGACCUCGUUGGGCUGCAAGGAAACAACAAUGGAGAAUGAUGGGAAAGAGAGUGCAGAAGAAGCUAAACAGUCAUUUCCUCGUACGCAACAGCUGUGCCGCUUCUUCUCUCAAGGACGACGUUGCAAUUUUGGCAAUAAGUGUAAAUUCUUACACGUAAGAGAGCUUAAAGCUGACAAGGCACUGAACCAGUCUGAUGCUACAAUAUCAGACUCUCAGGGUCAACAUGAGGAGCACAAACUGCCGGUUUCCCAUAACCCCAGGAUUGCCCAAGCAGCCGCCCGCCGCCCCUGUCGCUACUUUCUGUCAGGGUACUGCAGCAUGGAGGACAGAUGUCGCUUCUGGCACCCACAGGAGAUACUGGAUAACGUGCCUGUUGCUGGUAAUCACAAUAAAGCUGCACAGAGUUUCCCCCAAGUGUCUCGUCCCAGUGGCCCCCAGGAGGUGAAGCUCUGCAACGUGACUGAGGAUGUAGCCAAGCAGUUGAGAGAAACUGAGAUCAGGCAGCUGAAGAAACGCUUCCCCAAAGACCAGCUCAUUAUUCAGGAAAGGAGUGAUGGCAAAGUAACCUAUUACAGGGUGACUGUGGAGGCCACAGAUCCAGACUGGCCUUUUGAUCUGAAAGAAAUUGAUGUAAUGGUGAGCUUUCCAGACAACUACCCCCUGGAGAUUUUUACCUUGGACAUACCGUUAGACCAGGACCUCCCACCAUUAAUGGCAAAACAUGUACAACAAGCAUCCAUUGAGUGGCUUCAAGCUAAACACGCCACCAAUCAGCUGCUGGGAAAAUUGGAACUGCUUUUCCGACCCUUUCUCCGCUGGUUGGAUCGGAGCUUGGAGAGAUUGUUUACUGAAGGAGCUCGACAGUUAAAAAAAGACAUUGAUUUAGAGAAAGCCGGACUCCAGUUUAUUCCGUAUCAGGAGCUCAAGGUGACGGCGAGUGAAAACUCUGACGAUGCUGUGGGAGAUGGUGACGCCUGCAACAAAAAUGAAACCGUGGAAGGCGUCUGGUCAGAUAGGGAGGAGACUUCAGGGCAGGAGGAGUGUCCGGAUUGUGACGAGGGUCAGCAGGAAGAGGAGGCGAGUCAUCUGGUUGAGAACAUUAAGAUCAGUGAUCCUCGCAGGGGCACGGAGGUGAAGCUGCUGGGCCUGAGGCUGGGAGAGUACACGGCCACUGUAGUCGCGCAGCAGAUUACAGUUUGUCUGCAGUGUCACAGGUGUAAAGUGACUGCAGAUUUGACACUUUCCGGAAGGACGACGUGCGCAGCUCAGUGUGAAAAAUGCAACGCCAGCAUAAGUGCUGCAUUCAGGCCCUGCAUGCUCCACCAUUACAGCGACGUCCUGGGAUACUUGGACCUCCACAACGCUACGGCCGCUGACCUCAUACUUCAGGACUGUGACCUGAUCGUGGGAUGCCUUAGCUGUUCCCAGGAUGUCCCAGUGCAGCGUGUGUUCUACGGACAGACAAAGGAAUUUAACUGUGAACAGUGCCACAGCAAGCUCAGCAUUCUGGUUGAGAGCACGAGAUUCCAGUUUAUCCCGCCUCGCCCUUCUAACAAAUCAGGUUCAAGUUCUGUUAACUACAAAACAAUCAGAGAUCCAGCUGUGCAAAAAGGAAAACCGCUUCCAGAAAAAGGAACGUGCAAGCACUACAAACAGAGCCACCGCUGGCUGAGGUUUCCCUGCUGUGGUCGGGCUUAUCCCUGCGACGGCUGCCAUGACGAGAAUCAGGACCACCCCAUGGAGCUCGCCACCAGAAUGAUUUGUGGAUUCUGCGCCAAAGAGCAGCCGUACAACAAUGGAAAGCCAUGCGUCAGCUGUGGGAGCAUGAUGACCAGAGGCACUCGUACCAGCCACUGGGAGGGAGGGCUGGGGUGUAGAAACAAGGCCAAAAUGAGCAGAAACGACCGGCAGAAAUAUUCCAAUAGCAACAAAACGGUUUCAAGGAAGGCAGCUGGCGACAAGAAGUAACCAUGGUUUACUAAAGGCACACUGCAAACAGACUGCGAAGGCGUUGGAUCAAGGUUGAAACUCGCUUUACACGGAGAAUGCCGGCCAGAGCAUCACUUAAAGUCCCUCGGAAGAAGGAGCUCUGUUGUGAAUAAUUAUAAAGAAAUUCUGAUUAUCAUAAACCGAUUGAACCGUUAAACUAUGAAUCCUCUUUGGAUCUCUGUGUGAAUGUUAGGACAUCAUGCACAUUAAAUAAUUUAAUGAUCUA